This is a messenger RNA of Alternaria rosae, 810 nucleotides long. RefSeq lists its product as uncharacterized. Lineage: Eukaryota; Fungi; Ascomycota; Dothideomycetes; Pleosporales; Pleosporaceae. The transcript has 2 exons. The record is from RefSeq and is a predicted model, not a curated record. The annotation marks the transcript as partial.
GGCAUGGUAAUGGCCGCGCUUCCGAGUUGCGGAUUGAGAGGGCUGAUCAAAUCCCUGCUCUCACCUCAGAUCACGACAAGCGAUCACGCCGAAACCUCGACCUCACAAUACGUCUGCGCGCGCAAGAGAUACUUGAGUGGAAGAAAGGGACGAACAUGCGUUUACCGGAUCAGUGGCAAGCAUACAGGCAGGGAUGGACGCAAGGUUAGGCUAUACACGAAUGUGGAAGGUGUCGAUCUCGACAACGACGAGCGGCAGAGUUUUGCUAGCAUCCACCGCACGAUGCAAUAUACUAAGGGCUGUAGCCCGAGGCAGAAUAAACAUCACUCCUCUCCAAAACCAGACGCUGCAGGGCAAAGGCGAUUGAAGGCCAAGAGGCUGGCUGUCAAACCCCGAGACGCGAGCAAUGACGGCUCUGGUAGUCGUUCUGAAGGCAAUGGAAUUGCGCCGUCACGAGCCAGACUCAUGAGUGCAAGCUCAAACGAAGAGUGGGACGUACCCAGACAUCUCAGAUUUAGGAGGGAGGAUGGCAAAUACAUAUUCCGCAAGUCGUACAACGAAUCACGCAGCAGGAUGGGCGUUGAAUCAACACCGAUACUCCCUUCAAGAAGAUCUCGAACAGCCGCAGCGAACAAUACCGUCAAACUUGUCAUCAACCCGAGAAAAGAUACAUCCGAAUUGAAAGAGCAUGAGUCCCUCGACAGAGAGCAGAACGCAUUUCGGGUUUCAAAGGCGCCUGGAAGCCCAUUCAAGCAACCCGGGCUGACGCCACAGGAGUCGUCCGGAUUAGUCUUCGGGACAAGCUCAAAA